AUGUUAACCUUUCCUUAAAAUGCAAGAGAUCAUUUCUCUUGUGAUUGUGAUCCUUGUGAAUUUGCUAUUACACAUGGAGAAGAGAUUAUACCAAAAAGAGUACCUACUCAAAAACCAAUUUAAUAAAUUCAAGAUAAAGAUUUAGGAUUGCUUUUACGUAAAUUACAAGCUCCAAAUAAAUUAACUAGAAGUGUUAGAAUUAGAAUACCAGAAACAUGUGUUUGUAAUGAAGGAGAAAUUAAGUUUAUUGCAUAUUAUGAUGAAAGUGAAGGUUUCAUAAAAUUUAUCUAAAAACCAACAUUUCAAUAAACAAAACAGUUCAUGAACGAAAGAAGACCUCCUGAUUCUCUUGCUGUGAUAAUCAAAUAUAUUGAUAGUAUAAUUGAAUUAUAAUAGACAACAUGCAAGUGAUGACAGAUAUGGAAUUUACAAUUUUGAUGAUGAAAAGAAAAAUUGAUCCAAUUUGGUCACAAAUCUUAUAUAUUCAAAAUUUCAAUUCAAACAAGAACUAUGAAUUAUAACAUUAUGAAUUCAAACACUCAUUUGAUUCUAAAUAUCCAGAAUUUGAUUAAGCAAGAAUAGAAAUUCUAAUAUUGAAUGGAGAAAUUGCAAGAGCAUCUUCUGAUUUUGUACCUAUGAUAAGAGAAGAAGCUUAUGAGAAUUAAUUAUCAUAAGAUUAAUAUUGUAGAUAUAUGGUUUAUAAAAUGGUUCAUUAUGCUGAUGUUUUUGGAGGUAUCUAAAUUACAGAAGGGAAAUUCAGUUUCCUCAAGAAAACCUUUAUUUCAAUGGAGAGAAUGGAAUACAUAGAUUUAGAUAGAAAGGCCUUGUUUGAUUCAGAAAUUCUGUUGAGAAAGAAAAAAAUGAUUGAUGAAGAUAUGUUCUAAUUUCAAAAAUUAAUAGAUCAAAAUGUAAAAAAGGAAAGAGAAUAUGCAUUAAAAGUUUAUAGAGAAAUAUUAGAAAUGGAUAAUGGAUUAGAUUAAUCUUCACAUUUACUUAAAAAUAAACUAUCUGUUAUUGGAUAUGAUUUAAAAAAGUAUAGUUAAAGCAUUUAAUCUAAUUUUCAAUAAGUAAUGGUUAGUAAAGAUCCAGCUUCAACAUUAAAAGAAUUAGUCAUUGAAUAAAAGGUUAAUGAAGAGAAAUUAACUUCUAUUUUAAAACCAAAAAAAGGUGAAAAAACUAAAAAGAAUAUUUGA
This is a messenger RNA of Paramecium pentaurelia, 1193 nucleotides long. The record is from the annotation of a GenBank genome assembly. Lineage: Eukaryota; Ciliophora; Oligohymenophorea; Peniculida; Parameciidae.